Molecule: messenger RNA, 1441 nt
Organism: Paralichthys olivaceus (Japanese flounder)
Lineage: Eukaryota; Metazoa; Chordata; Actinopteri; Pleuronectiformes; Paralichthyidae
Gene: barx1
Product: BARX homeobox 1
Biological process (GO): regulation of DNA-templated transcription
Molecular function (GO): DNA-binding transcription factor activity, RNA polymerase II-specific; DNA binding
Source: RefSeq, a predicted model, not a curated record
CUCCGCGGCUCUCUCUCAUACACACACACACACCCACGCGCACACAAAGAGAGACACACGCACGCACAAAGCCACUGGGCAUGAGCGCAGCCGGGCUAACGGGAGCUUUUGGUCACAGGCUUGUUCUCCGCUCCAGAUUUGCUCUCCAGAAAUAACCAAGUGUGGUCUGAAGUGACGCGUAAAAACCCGCAGAGGACGCACGGAGUCUCGGGGACUUCAGCUACUUGUGGGCCACUUGUUAUGUUUUAUUUGUCGGCCUGCUCCAGAACCUGAGGAUAACUUUGCGCUCCAUCUCCGGACUAUAAUACACAGGGAAUAUGACAGCUGGCCUGGGCCACUGAGGAGCGGUACUACUGCGUGCAGCACUUGCGUGUCUUGUUGAGGCCAACCGCGCAGCCACAAUAUGCAGCAUCAUUUGGACUUGGGGGCGCAUUACUAUCCUCCGGACGUUCACGCCGAUCACAGGACUCAUCGCUACAGGAGUUUUAUGAUAGAGGAGAUCCUGACCGAUCACCCCGAGCACAAAGCGUCGGCUCCGGCCGGGGAGCUCCUCAAGUUCGGGGUCCACGCUCUGCUGUCUGCCCGGCCUUUCCACAACCAGCUGGUGCUGAAAGCCGAGCAGACGAGCCUGCUCAAGUUCCCCAUGUCCCCGCUGUCCUGCUCGCUGGGCUCGGCGCUCGGCCCCCCGCUGCUGUCCGUGCCUCCGGGCCUGCAGGUCGGCGCGGCGUCCCACCACCUGCCGCUGGACCUGCACCUCCGCGGGAAGCUGGAGCACGGAGCCGACGGAGGCAGCAAAGCGAAGAAGGGCCGCCGGAGCCGCACCGUGUUCACCGAGCUGCAGCUCAUGGGCCUGGAGAAGCGCUUCGAGAAGCAGAAGUAUCUGUCCACCCCAGAUAGAAUAGACCUCGCUGAGUCUCUGGGGCUCAGUCAGCUGCAGGUGAAAACAUGGUACCAGAACAGACGCAUGAAGUGGAAGAAAAUUGUGCUGCAGGGAGGAGGCCUGGAGUCACCGACCAAACCAAAGGGGCGCCCGAAGAAGAACUCCAUCCCCAGCAGCGAGCAGCUCUCCGAGCAGGAGCGAUCUGCGGCUGACGCUGAGCAUCAGUCUGAAGGUUCCAGCUCCCACUUAGACAGCACUCAGGAGGAAUGAGGGGGCCUUCGAGCCUGCAGACACUCUUGACUCUAUAUGUGCAGGGCCCCUGCAACUUACACUAUGCACAUUUUGGAUGGGACCAGACUCUAUGAUGGUAUGGAGAAGAUUUUUGUGGAUGCCCAAAAGACUUUGAAUGGCCCAGCCGAAUUUGUACAAGGCAACAGCGACCAGCAGUCAUGUGUUUUUGUUAUAGCCCGACCAUGCAUUCCCUCACGAUGAACCUGCUGCUGUAGAGGAGGGAGCUCAAACCGCUGCAGUAGGUCGACCCUUUUUAUUCUAAGGAUCCAC